GGAAGAAGGACCAGAAUUGUGAAGCCAGCCAGCCUAAACCCAUCAAUUAAAAACGAAAAAUCACAAAAAGAUGAUGCCCAAAGUCCAAAAUCUCGAAUCCUUUUCUCUGUUUUAGGGCUCUAUAUAGAACCAAAUCGCAUUUUGUCGUCAUCGUCGUUCCGAUCAGUGGAAACGCCGAUCUUCCUUGCUGGGUUUAUCUCAGAUCAGUGGCAGAGGAUAUAAUUUUACUUCCGUCACUUACAAGAUGUCUAAAGCUCAAGAUCCAUUUUACAUCGUUAAAGAAGAGAUUCAAGAAUCUAUCGAUAAAUUGCAGUCAAGUUUUCACCGAUGGGAGAGGAUUCGUCCCGAAAACGAACAACGAGUUCGUCUCACGAAAGAACUAUUCACCAAUUGCGAGAGCAUUGAGUGGCAGGUAGAUGAAUUGGACAAAGCAAUUUCUGUGGCAGCUAGGGAUCCUUCAUUGUAUGGCAUUGAUGAAGUGGAACUUGAAAAUCGGAGGAGAUGGACCAGCUCUGCUCGAACUCAGGUCGGGAAUGUGAAGAAAGCUGUAGUGGCUGGAAAAGAAAACGGCAACAGCGCAAGUGCAAUGCACAGAGAAUUGAUGAGGCUGCCAGAUAGAUCCAACAUGUACACCGUGGAAGAUAAUGAUGACUUUAUAUCAUCGGAAUCAGACAGACAAAUGCUUCUUAUAAGGCAACAGGAUGAGGAGUUGGACGAGCUUAGUGCCAGUGUUGAGAGAAUAGGAGGUGUUGGUCUUACCAUACAUGAAGAACUUCUUGCACAGGAGAAGAUAAUAGAUGAUUUAGGUAAUGAAAUGGACAGCACAACAAACAGAUUGGAUUUUGUUCAGAAGAAAGUAGCUAUGGUUAUGAAGAAGGCAAGUGCAACGGGCCAGUGUAUGAUGAUAUCAUUUUUGCUGGGUUUGUUCAUUAUUCUAUUCAUUCUGGUCUUCUUCACUUGAGACCGGAGAGAAGGCUUUUAGUCUUAUGAUACUCAUAUUCGGAAGUGGUUCGUUAUUGAAAAUAAACCAUGGGAGUUGUAGAAUACAGAGGAAUCGGAUCGGGGAGUGAUCUAUAGUUUCGAAACGAUGACUUAGAAAACGAAACGAGAACCAAGGAAAUGAUAUGUUGUGUAUUUUCAAGAAUUGUGGAACUUGAUUAGGAUAUAUGUACUAUUACUGUUUGCUUCUCUAUUUCAGUGCGGUGUAUUCUUCUGUAAUUUUCUAUGGUUAAAUAAUAAAAGGUCUGUGUCAUAUGAUACAA
This is a messenger RNA of Gossypium arboreum, 1262 nucleotides long. Its product is annotated as syntaxin-61-like. Gene Ontology annotation, biological process: intracellular protein transport; Golgi vesicle transport. Bases 245 to 961 code for a protein of 238 amino acids. Gene Ontology annotation, cellular component: membrane. Gene Ontology annotation, molecular function: SNAP receptor activity. Lineage: Eukaryota; Viridiplantae; Streptophyta; Magnoliopsida; Malvales; Malvaceae. The transcript has 8 exons. The record is from RefSeq and is a predicted model, not a curated record.